AUGGGUCCCACAGUUCAGUGGGCUCUGCAGGAGCCACUACUCCUGUAUCAAGAGAAAAGAUUAAGACUGUGUCUGACUGACAUUUGGGUUGGGGACAAUGAAAAAGAAAGUCGAGGAUUCCGGAAAAAUGGCAUAUCAAAUGGUGGUCUCUACAAAAGGCCCUUUAAUGAACACUUUGAACAAGCACCAAUGUAUGUUGCUGUUUUGACUUAUUUGAGCUUUGGCGUUGGAACAAUAUUUGGCUACCUGCGAGAUUUUAUGAGAGCCUGUGGACUAGAAAAAUGUAACCUUGCUGCAGAAAGAGAAGAACAAAAAGAUUUUGUGCCACUUUAUCAAGAUUUUGAGAACUUUUACACAAGAAACCUCUACAUGAGAAUACGAGAUAAUUGGAACCGUCCAAUCUGCAGCGUCCCAGGGCCACAGUUUGACCUGAUGGAACGUGUUACAGAUGAUUUCAACUGGACAUUUAGGUUUACUGGAAGAACUAUCAAGGAUGUAAUCAACAUGGGAUCUUAUAACUACCUCGGCUUUGCAGAAACAGAGGCUAAUGCUUUGAAAACUGUGGCAGAUGUAUUACAGAACUAUGGGACAGGAGUAUGCAGUACCAGGCAGGAAAUGGGUAACCUUGACAAACACAUAGAACUAGAGAACCUUGUGGCCCGGUUUCUUGAUGUGGAAGCGGCUAUGGUGUUUGGCAUGGGCUUUGCUACUAACUCUAUGAAUAUUCCAUCACUAGUUGGGAAGGGUUGUCUCAUUUUAAGUGAUGAGUUGAACCACACAUCUCUUGUUCUUGGUGCAAGACUUUCUGGUGCUACCAUUAGAAUCUUCAAACACAACAACAUGCAGAGCCUAGAGAAAUUACUGACGGAUGCAAUAGCAUACGGGCAGCCUCGAAGUCGCAGAGCAUGGAAAAAAAUUCUCAUCCUAGUAGAGGGCAUUUACAGCAUGGAAGGUUCCAUUGUGCGCCUGCCAGAGAUAGUCGCCUUGAAGAAGAGAUACAAAGCCUACCUCUACUUGGAUGAAGCUCACAGCAUUGGUGCUGUGGGACCCACCGGCCGGGGAGUCGUGGAAUAUUUUGGAAUGAACCCUGAAGAUGUUGAUGUUUUGAUGGGUACCUUCACCAAAAGCUUUGGAGCAGCUGGAGGAUACAUAGCUGGCAAGAAGGAACUUGUGGAUUUUUUACGAACUCACUCCCACAGUGCUAUUUACGCCACAUCUAUGUGUCCACCUGUAGCAGAGCAGAUCAUCCGGUCGAUGAAAUGUGUCAUGGGACUAGACGGAACAACACAAGGGCUUCAGAGAGUGCACCAGCUAGGAGAAAACACAAGAUACUUCCGGCGGAGACUGCACGAAAUGGGUUUCAUUGUUUAUGGAAAUGAUGAUUCCCCUGUUGUCCCCUUGCUCCUUUAUAUGCCUGGUAAAAUAGGGGCUUUUGCAAGGUGCAUGUUAACCAAAAAUAUUGGGGUGGUUGUGGUUGGAUUUCCAGCUACUCCUAUCGCAGAAUCAAGGGCUCGGUUUUGUGUGUCAGCUGCACAUACACGGGAGAUGUUAGACACGGUCCUGAAUGCCCUUGAUGAAUUGGGCGAUUUUCUGCAACUGAAAUAUUCACGGCAUUCCAGGUCAUCUCGUCCUGAACUAUACGAUGAAACAAGCUUUGAACUUGAAGAUUGAGUUUCCCACCCGUGAAGAGAACAUUAUGAUGUUACAAAAAAGAGAAAAAGCCUAAGAAAUAUGAAUGCAUUUCUUCCCUUCUAAGGGCAAUUUUUAUUUCUCAAUUAAUUGAACUGAGGGGAGGCACUGUUGUUGCAUUUUACUGUAUCAAAUUUCCAUGUGCAAGAGACUAUGGCUACAGAUCUACUCCCAUGGAAUUAUAUGCUUUUUAA
This is a messenger RNA of Chelonoidis abingdonii (Abingdon island giant tortoise), 1883 nucleotides long. NCBI's taxonomy places the organism in Eukaryota, Metazoa, Chordata, Testudines, Testudinidae. The record is from RefSeq and is a predicted model, not a curated record.